GACUUCGUCUACUACGAGGAACCUGACUUCGAAUACUUUACGAUAGGACUCAUAGAAGAGAUUAAGCUUUCUCGACGCGAAAAAUGUUCUGUUGUUGUAAAAUGUUUUUACCGCACUCGAGACAUCCCCGAAUCCGCAAAACAGUCACUUCUGGAUAGAGAACAGCAAGAGCUUCCAGGCGGCCUUAAAGCAAAUCAAGAAGUGGGUGCUUUUUUUUCAUAUUUUGAUUUUUACUAA
Protopolystoma xenopodis is the source of this 237-nucleotide messenger RNA. NCBI's taxonomy places the organism in Eukaryota, Metazoa, Platyhelminthes, Monogenea, Polystomatidea, Polystomatidae. The record is from the annotation of a GenBank genome assembly.